Peromyscus maniculatus bairdii (prairie deer mouse) is the source of this 1068-nucleotide messenger RNA. It is a transcript of the gene Mfap2, whose product is annotated as microfibril associated protein 2. Gene Ontology annotation, cellular component: microfibril. Lineage: Eukaryota; Metazoa; Chordata; Mammalia; Rodentia; Cricetidae. Gene Ontology annotation, biological process: embryonic eye morphogenesis. The record is from RefSeq and is a predicted model, not a curated record.
GGGGGCCGUAGGGGGGCUCUGGCUGCGGGCGGCGGGCCGGCACUCUCAGCUGCACUAGAGCACGGCGGCACAGGGGCCCCGACAGCUGUCCUCAGCGCCACCACAGCCUCCUCACUCCAUGGCCAUGAGAGCCGCCUGCCUCUUCCUGCUCUUCCUGCCCGCAGGCCUGCUGGCUCAGGGCCAAUAUGACCUGGAUCCUCUUCCCCCAUUCCCGGACCAUGUCCAGUACAACCACUACGGCGACCAGAUUGACAAUGUAGACAACUACUAUGACUACCAAGAAGGGAGUCCUCGACCUCCUGAGGAACAGUUCCAGUCCCAGCAACAAGUCCCACAGGAAGUCAUCCCAGCCCCCACCCCAGAACCACCAGCUGCAGGGGACCUGGAGACUGAGCCCACGGAGCCGGGGCCUCUUGAUUGCCGCGAGGAACAGUACCCAUGCACCCGCCUCUACUCCAUCCACAAGCCUUGUAAACAGUGUCUCAAUGAGGUCUGCUUCUACAGCCUUCGCCGGGUGUAUGUCGUCAACAAGGAGAUAUGUGUCCGUACAGUCUGUGCCCACGAGGAACUGCUCCGAGCUGACCUGUGCCGGGACAAGUUCUCCAAGUGUGGCGUGAUGGCUGUCAGUGGCCUGUGCCAAUCUGUGGCUGCCUCCUGUGCCAGGAGCUGUGGGGGCUGCUAGGGUGGAGCUGGUGUGGGAUCCGAGCCCCAGACCCGGCUCGGAUCCACCUCAGGCCCCACCUGAACUGGUGCUUUCUCCCAUCCUGCCCUCCCUUUCAUCCUGGACAUGAGAGGGCUGCUGCCCUGGGAAGUGUGGUCAUAGCUGCCUUGGACCCCUCCCCAGCCUGUGGCCAUCCAGUCUCCACCCCCUAGAUGGGGUUCAUCCAAGGCCUCCUUUUGGGGUCUGGGGCUCUCACUGUGCCUUCUCAGUGCCUUGGGGACAUUCCUCCCUCUUCAGUCUCCUCAGGUAGGCUGUGCCUCUUACCCAGCUGGUCUACUUGGAUUUCCUAUGCCCCUAGGCAUGGACCACCUUUGUUUUAUACAAAAUAAUAAAGUUUUUACAAAAGA